UUUUCUGCGUGAAAAAUCACUAAUAAAAUCUUCAUUUUGCCACGUGCAAAACAAACUAAUUUUAACCACAGCAUGUCAUGUUCCGCUCAAUCUGUCAUCUCAUCAAAUCUGGUAUAAAAUGGUCGCUCCAACUAGUGCAAUGUCCACUGUGUGCCUAUUUUGUUUUGCAAAGGAAAGUUAUGUCACAGACAAACAGACGUGACUCUCCAUACAAAUUAUUUUUGAAAUCCAUCGUCCUUCAUCAAAUCACCAAAUCACGGCGACGCCAGCGCUGCCUGGUGAGCUGAUGCCGAAGCGCAGCCCAAACAUACCAAUACAAACCCAUUACUGUCAUGUGCCACGUCAGUGUAUGCGUGAGACAAUCAAGCCUAAACGAUUGUAAACAUCAACAGCUGAUCGAAAUAAUUUUGUUGUUGCUACUCGACGAAAAGAAUAAAAAUCAACACCGAAGGCCGAAGAUGACGGCGGGUUGGUUCCGUUUCAAAUAGCAGAACCUUAUGAGUCAAAUCAUGGGGCAGCCAAAUCACUGGUCCUACCAGUUGCUACCAAGUUCUGUCGAAGAUUUCUCCUCCACCGAAACCUCGAAUCAUUACACCUAACACCAUCAUCAACAAGAUGCCCCUGGUCACGAAAACAUCAGUAGUGGUCGCCGAAAUAGAUAAAUCUAAUCUAAACCUACCGGAAAUAAUCCCCACGAUGGGCGUUUUGGAAAUUUCCACGGGGAACGUUCCAAAAAACGCUGCCACAAAAUUUACAUCGAAACAGAACCACAAAAACUGAACUGGAAAAAGAUUGAGUGGCGGAACAUCGCCAAUAGGCCAAAAGCAAUCUGAGCAGCAGUCCACGAAGGGCAAGCAGGUUGCUCCGAAGGAGUAACUCCACCACAGGAUCCGGCUUCCUCCGCAGUAGCCAGCGCCUCAGCAGCAACCUCGACAUCGGCAGGCAGUUGAGCAGGCCUACCGAGUUAAUAGUGGGGAAAGAGGCUAUGGCCAAGACUGCCCCAAUUUUGUCCUGGAAAGCCUGGAUUGUGAUUCACGGUUAGAAUUCCAUAAAUAUUUGUGCUCUCAUUUGCUGCUUCGCACGUGCUCACGCUCAACUUAAAAACAAAAACACGCUUCACACACACACUGAGAUAGACGGGCGAGCUGUCACGACAGCAGCGCCAUCGGCGCCGGGUGAGUGGAUGCCGAAACAAAAUUGCAUUUGAAAUAACCGUUUUUGGAGGACGAUGGUUCGGCACUCGAGUGUCCCGUCUGUUUGUCUGUGGUUAUGUGGUACAUCCUCGUGGUAAUUUAUCUUGCUCGAAUAACCGCGGCACUAAUCGAAGUCGAGCUGGAACGCAUCGAGCAAAUCGGCGCCGAACAUCUGAUGGACCUUUCCGGCAUGCGCGUACGGAAGUACAACCGGACCGUGUCCGUACUGGACGGGACAUACUCAAUCCUGAAGGAUCUGGACGAUUCGUUUGAAGUCACCCUUACCGUGGCCCGUAGUGCCCUCGGGAACAAUCAGUUCAACGAGUACCCGUUCAAGGUUCCCCGUAAGAAGGGCUGCCAGAUCAUCCGGGACGAGUACGCCGAGUAUCAGCAUAUUUGGCUCAACUACACCAAUCUGCCGCAGGUCGUCAAGGGAGAAGAGCCGUUUUGUCCGCUUCCGAAGGGGAGCUACUAUUUGAAAAACUUCCCGUCGGAUCCGUCCUGGGUUCCGCCGGUAGUUCCCGACGGCUACUGGCGAAUGACGUGGGAAGUCUACAGCGUGGUAUCGGGGGAGCUUCAGGGACAGGUGCGAUUGUUUCUUCGCAUCAAGAAGGAAUUGCUUUGAGGAAAACUUUAUUAAUUAUUAAACAUAUGAUACAAAUUUAAAAUGGUUUCAUUUUAAAUUACAAUUUAAAAAGGAAUUUCUCCAUUAAAAUAAACUAAUAGUUGCUAUAGGUAUAGGUCCUGAGGUAAAACUGAUGAUGUUGACUCCAUUUUUACCCCGCCAAUGACAAUUCUGAAUGAAACAAAGGAUUUUGGAUUUUUCAAGAAAUCUGUUACCGCAAUGAACUGUCACUUUUUACACGAGACUCACAAAUGCUAUCAAACAAAACAUUCGGUAGUAAGUGUGAGCUCUGUGUAUAGAGGGUGUCAAACCAAAAAGUGACCCCGUUCGUUUGACAACAGUUGGUGUCAAACCAUCGGGUUUUCAGUGUACUUCUUUGUUAGAUUGAUUAUCUCAUUUGACUAUCACACGUGUAAAUUACUGGCUGCGUGUUUCGAAAAUCUACCAUCAAUUUGUGACUGGUAUUAAACAAGCUUGCAGCCUACUUAUAUCAAUCCGUCAUCCAAUCGCAAACCAUGGUACCGUAAACCGGGGUGGCAUUGAUAGGCUUUCAAUUGGGUCCUGAAAUGAAGUUUAAAUUUGUGAUAUUAUUGCUCAUAACGAUAAAGCUUAUUUUUCUGAGUACAAUGAUCCUUUGAACAACCACAAAGGAUUUAAAAUGGAUUUUUAAUUGAAUUUUAAAAAAUUGACUUCAUGGUCCUUCUUGACAGAAAAGGUCCUACUUGACAGCUCGUUCCAAGGGGACCAUAGUUUAUCAAUCGAAAAAAUGUUGUCUUGUCAAUGUUUUUUUUGCAUUAAAUUAAAAAAAAAAGUGAUUAGAAAUGGUUUUUAAUCGUGUUU
Molecule: messenger RNA, 2658 nt
Organism: Culex pipiens pallens (northern house mosquito)
Lineage: Eukaryota; Metazoa; Arthropoda; Insecta; Diptera; Culicidae
Exons: 1
Coding region: 1270-1818 (182 amino acids)
Source: RefSeq, a predicted model, not a curated record